GAGGAGGGGGGAAAAAACGCGCCAGUAGGAAAUGAUAAGGAAAUCAACCAAUGACGGUUCAGACACGAGCCAAUUACAGACGAAAGGAGGUGGGCUACAAUAGUCAUCGAACGGGUGGAGGGAAACAAAUAACCGUUGAGGGAAGGGGCUGCGCUUGACUGAUGGCGAAGGUGGCCAUUGAAAAUGCGGCGGGAGGCAGCAACAGCCAAUCAUAUCGCGAGAUGAAACAGGGGCUUGAAGGCCUACGUUUUUAACUGGUUUUCGAGCCCGACGGUCUAAGCAGCUAGUGUUCCAUGUGCUGCUGGCGCUGCUGAAAAGGCCUACCGGAAUAGACCUCCCAGAGUACGGCGGACAUCAUCAUUAGAUACCAUCCUUGGAUCAUACCUUAUGGGUCAGUGGCCUCGGGAUGCUGAAGGAGUUCCCUUGUCACAUAUGAGUGACAAAUCUACCCAGACUCCAGUAUCCUGGCAUGAAUCAGAGGUGGGAAAAGUUGCAGCUCAUAAGCGAUCGGCCUCAUGGAAUAGCGUAGAUCAUCGUAGAGAGAUCGCUAAACUGAAACAGCAGCUCCAGCGAACAAAGCUUGGUGCUUGGAAUGGCAAAGAGAAAGACCAGAGUUCUCCCGUUCAAGGCAAUCAUAGUGUGGUUUCAUCAGCCAAGGCUUCCCCACCUGCAUCCUUUCCAGUCCUGACCACUGUAUCGAUCAGCCCCUGUUUGCACAACAGUUUCGACGGUAUCAAUCAGGAAUUGGAAGAGGUGUUUGUAAAAGAGCAAGGAGACGAGGAACUCCUCAGAAUCUUGGAUGUCCCGGAUGGGCACAGAGCCCCAGCCCCCCUCCAGAGAGGCCCUGGGGAUUCCUUGUUGCCACAGCUGGAAAACAGCGGUAGCAGCUGCAGCAGCCUUUCUCUUUCUCCAUCCCCUUCAGCUGCUCUUGGACAAUCCCCAUAUAUUCCUGCCCGAAUAACAACUGAUGAAGCUUUGCCUGGGGCUUUGGACAAGCCAGUGUUGGAGGCCAAAGGAAGAGAAAAUGGCAGCACUUCUCCAGUCUUUGCCUUUGCCCUGUCUCCUCGUCCCAACCACACCUACGUGUUCAAGCGGGAGCCUCCGGAGGGGUGUGAAAAAAUCCAUGCUUUUGAGGAAGUGGUGCCUGAUCAGCCUGUCCUGCCCUCUUGUCCUGAUAAGAACAAAGUCCACUUCAAUCCAACUGGCUCUGCCUUUUGCCAGUUUAGCCUGGUGAAACCUCUUAUUCCCAAUGUAGACUUCCUGUUCAGAGACUUCUCUUCCUCUCCCAGCCCAAUGCCACCAGGCACAUUCUCGUCUUGUCAAGCCACUACCACUGUCCCCAUCCUCACUUUACAGAAAGACUUGAGAGGAGACAACUUCAGUGAAAAACCAAAAUCUCCUUCAUUGGGCUUGGAGUCCUGGAAACGGCACCAGCCUGAAGACACUGUCCUCUUCCAUAGUUCCCUGGUCGUCUGAAGCUCAGGGAGUGGAGCAGAGGCAAAAUGAAUCCAUGGUCCUUCCAAGGCCUGUAGAGAAAAGUGCCUUGAUACUGGGAAGCUGAGUGAUCCCAGCAACAGCCUUAACAUAAAGAUUGCUAUUGGACUCCAUUCAGCCACAGUAGUCUUGGUACUCCCAGUACUUAAAGCACUUCUUUUCCUUAAGAGUCUCUGUCAAUGUCUUUCUGCUGCUCCAGGAUCCAAAAAGCACCUAGUCUUCUCUGUUGGAAUACAUACACAGUUAAUUACCAGGAUUAUCUUUCUCUCUGCUUGCUGUGUGAGGCAGGAGCUCAUUGAUAGUGUUUUAAUGUUCCUAGAGAUGUUUCUCAAGGUUCCUACAGAAUAGAGAGCAUGAAUAUAAGAUGCCAGAAUUUGUGUAUGUUGAUUGAACAGUUGAUGUCACUGGGUAAAAAUUGAGCAGGGUACUGUUUCAUGGGAUGCCAAGUCUGCAAUACCCUGUUAAGAUUCUUUUCAUACCCUGCUCUGCACUGAAUGGCACUCACAUCACUGGAACACAAUCAGCUAAAUGCUUGAAGUGUUUUCUAAUGAUUAUGCCGUACCAGAUAGUUGACAAAAAUACUUAAGGUGUGUGUCUUAGAGAUAAAGAUCUUGAUUCCCUUCUUAAGAAGGAACAACAAAGGAGUGUCCUGUCUGCAGUUUUUCUAGGUGGACCUCCUGAAAUUACUUCUUUGAACAGAACUUUGCAGAAUGAGAUUGAAGCCCAAGCCAUUCUGGAGGGAUGCAGCUGUCAGCGGAAUUAACAUAUGCUAUUUUUUCUUUAUUAUAAUAAAUUGAACUGGUUGAUUGCAUCUUGACACUACAACUGUUCUAGCCCUUGAGUUGGAUAAAUCAGCUCAGCUUUAUCCCCACUUUUAAUGCACAGAAGUCUCCAAAGAUCCUACGUUCACUUACACCUUCAUUCUAUACCUCCACCAGCCCCCUCAAUGGAAAGGCCUUAAACCUGGUGAUGCCUUGAUUGCAAAGUGUAUUAGAAAGUCAUUUUUUUGUUGUUGUUGUAAAGUUUCUGGAUUGUAUUAGGAGGAUUUCAUGAAAUUGAGAGAGAAAAAGUAUAUUUUCUUUUGAAGACAGUAUUUUUGCAGCUACUUUUGAAGUUUUUGUAAAUUUUAAUGUACGCACCACAAAAAGCUUAAUGAAACAAUCUUAGCCUCAGAGGUUUGAGUUUAAAGGUUUUUGCAGAUUCAUGGUGUUUAAACCAAUUAAAAGAACGAUAAAAAUGUUGGAUAUCAAGUAAGUUUAUACACCCUUAUGUUAGAAAAAAAGAACGUAAUAGACAAAAUAGCUUGGGAUGUAACUUUUGUAUUCUGAUUUCACUGUUUACAAUUGUACUAUUUACUGCCUUACAAGUUUUCAUUGUACUACCAAAACUGAAUGAGAAUUGACAGAUGGAUGGAGUGGUGGUGUAUUAUCUACCCAUAUCCCAGAUACUACAUUCAGCUGUUAACUUUUUUCAGGUAGCUAGUGGUAACAUUUGAAAUUUUGAGAAUAUGUUGUGGUUACACUCAGAAAAUGUCUCUAUAUUCAUACUGGCUGCCAUGAUAGGCAUGCCAAUCACAAAACAUCCAGCUCACAGAAGAUAAAUUGGUGUGGUUUUACUUGCCAGCCCUAUAGCCCCCAGAAUAUUCCAACAUUUUAGUUUAACUUUUCCCCCUUUUCUAAGCAUAUUUCCAAACAUAGCACUAGAUUGUAACCUCCAACCAUUUUAUUUUGUAAGAACACCAAGAGAUUUGCAAGUAAGAAUGGUGCUCUGUUCCCUAAAACAUGAAGUAACAGGAGAAAGCCUAACUUGGGAAAACAAAUCUGAUAAGUAUCACAGAAACUUAAUGGAAUGAGAAUCAUGAGUGGAACAUAAUAUUCAAAGCAUAUUACUUGUACAAAAGAACAAAAAGAGAUGGAAUGGCUUUUAUGUUUUUUUUUAAAAGCCAUAUGUCUGUGAAGAAAUUCAUAUCCCUCAAUAUCAUGUUAAGAGUAUCUGGGUAAAAUUAAAAGGAGUAAGAAAUAAAAGGGAUACCAUUGUAG
Molecule: messenger RNA, 3533 nt
Organism: Python bivittatus (Burmese python)
Lineage: Eukaryota; Metazoa; Chordata; Lepidosauria; Squamata; Pythonidae
Source: RefSeq, a predicted model, not a curated record